AUGGCCGAACACGACGUUGAUCUCGAUUCUAUCAUUGACCGCCUCCUCGAGGUGCGCGGCAGUCGACCUGGCAAACAGGUUCAACUACUGGAAGCCGAAAUCAGGUACCUAUGCACUAAGGCGAGAGAGAUCUUCAUUAGCCAGCCAAUCCUCCUUGAGCUAGAGGCUCCUAUUAAGAUUUGCGGUGAUAUUCACGGCCAGUACUAUGAUCUGCUACGGCUAUUUGAGUACGGCGGUUUCCCGCCGGAAGCGAACUACCUCUUUCUUGGUGAUUAUGUCGACCGUGGCAAGCAAUCGCUUGAAACUAUCUGCCUCCUGCUUGCAUACAAGAUUAAGUACCCUGAGAAUUUCUUCAUUUUGAGGGGUAACCAUGAAUGUGCGUCUAUCAACCGUAUCUACGGAUUUUAUGACGAAUGCAAACGUCGGUACAAUAUCAAGCUGUGGAAAACUUUUACCGACUGCUUCAACUGCUUACCCAUUGCUGCUAUUAUUGACGAGAAAAUCUUUACUAUGCAUGGUGGUUUGAGUCCCGACUUAAAUUCGAUGGAGCAGAUUCGUCGGGUCAUGCGACCAACAGAUAUUCCCGAUUGUGGUCUGUUGUGCGAUCUCUUGUGGUCUGACCCCGACAAAGACAUCACUGGGUGGAGCGAGAACGAUCGCGGGGUAUCCUUUACGUUUGGCCCCGAUGUGGUUUCCCGUUUCCUACAGAAGCAUGACAUGGAUUUGAUUUGCCGUGCCCACCAGGUUGUUGAGGAUGGCUAUGAAUUCUUCUCGAAGCGUCAGCUAGUUACUCUUUUCAGCGCGCCGAACUAUUGUGGAGAAUUUGAUAAUGCCGGAGCUAUGAUGAGCGUCGACGAAAGUCUUCUUUGCUCUUUCCAGAUUCUCAAGCCCGCUGAGAAGAAACAAAAGUACGUUCAUGGUAGCCUCGGAGGCAGCAAUUUCGCAACUCCAAGAAAGCAGUUCAAGUCCUAA
Molecule: messenger RNA, 972 nt
Organism: Xylaria bambusicola
Lineage: Eukaryota; Fungi; Ascomycota; Sordariomycetes; Xylariales; Xylariaceae
Product: Serine/threonine-protein phosphatase PP1
Exons: 4
Coding region: 1-972 (323 amino acids)
Cellular component (GO): cytoplasm; nucleus
Molecular function (GO): protein serine/threonine phosphatase activity
Source: RefSeq, a predicted model, not a curated record